Annulohypoxylon truncatum is the source of this 447-nucleotide messenger RNA. RefSeq lists its product as uncharacterized. Bases 1 to 447 code for a protein of 148 amino acids. Lineage: Eukaryota; Fungi; Ascomycota; Sordariomycetes; Xylariales; Hypoxylaceae. The record is from RefSeq and is a predicted model, not a curated record. The transcript is spliced from 2 exons.
AUGCCUCGUUGGUUCACCAAGAUCAAGAAGUUCUUCAAGAAGAACAAGCGUACCGAGUUGCAGGAGUACAUACACAUCGAGAAUCAGGACGUUAAUGCGACAAUGUCAAAGCCAGAGAAGUACAAGACUCCCGCUGAGAAGGGCGUCAGCGUUCCUGGAGUAGCCCAGACCACAGAGCGCAGUCCCUACACCAUGCCGUACAGUGGCAAGGGCGCUGUCCGCGACGAGCAAGGCAACUGGUGGUCUGAAGCUGCCGUUCCGUUAACUGCCGUUACCCGCUCGCAUGCAGCCCCUCCCCUGUACAUCGUCGACAACAAGAAAGACAAUGGAGCUGGUGCUGCUAAGCGUUCCAAAGAUGGCAAUGGACAGGAGGCUGGUAAGGAGCCUCAGCGCUUCCACCAGAUGUACCCUGGCGUUUACACCCGACAGGGACCCAACAAGAAUUGA